Molecule: messenger RNA, 1674 nt
Organism: Drosophila teissieri
Lineage: Eukaryota; Metazoa; Arthropoda; Insecta; Diptera; Drosophilidae
Product: leucine-rich repeat-containing protein 18
Exons: 5
Coding region: 398-1534 (378 amino acids)
Molecular function (GO): protein binding
Source: RefSeq, a predicted model, not a curated record
CGCAUUACGUAUACGCGGCGUUGGUCAGUGAAAGGCGCUAUGAUGGGUGAUUCGCUUCGUUAUUGAAACCAUAAAUAAGUAAGAAGAACAUCAAAUUCAGAGGCGAUGGUGCUCGCCGCCGCGAGAAAUUGCGACAGGCCAGUGAGACAAAUUUAGCCAAGAUAGAUAGAGAUUCUUGGUGGAGAGCAAACUGUUGCUGCUGAUUCUAGUGGUGCUGCCACUGGGCCUGAGCCACUGGGUGGCUGUGGUGGCGCUGGUGGCGGUGGCAGUUUUUGUUUGGCGGGUGGCGGUGCCAAAUGAUGAUCAUGACCGCGUAGAGACGCAAAUAAAUAUAAUUGAAACUCGACCAAACUAUAAGCAAAUACGACAAUUGUGUAACUGCAACGGUAUCGUCAACAUGAACAAAACGAUUCUGCACUGGAGCUACCUGAACUUCAAGGAUGUGCCAAUGGAUCUCUUCCUCUACGAGGAUCUCGAGGAGGUCUAUCUCAAGGAGAACUUCAUCUCGGUGAUACCCAAAUGGCUGCUGAACAUCACCACACUGAAGUUCAUUCAUCUGGCGGGCAACAAUCUGAGCGAGCUGCCUGCGGACAUCUAUAUGCUGGAGAACCUGGAGUUCCUGGACGUAUCCAACAAUGAGCUCAAGGAGCUGCCCCCCACACUGGGUCUCCUCUUGAGUCUCCAGCAGCUGAAUGUGUCGGGCAAUCAGCUCACCGAACUUCCAGUGGAGCUAAGUGGUUUGCGCAAUCUGGAGCACCUGAACAUCGGCAAGAACCAAUUUCGCCGCCUGCCGGUGCAGCUGAGCGAGUGCGUCCGCCUCAACGAGCUGAAUGUGAGCGACAACGAGGCGCUGGUCCACAUCCCCGAGCGCAUCUCCAACCUGCCCAUGCUGCAGUCCCUCGCCGCCGAUCGUUGUGCGCUCGUCUACUUGCCGGCAGCUCUCUCCAAGUUCAUGAACCAUGUGCGCAUCUUCCACAACACUGCUAUCAACUACAUACCCAUGGUCUAUGAGAGGUUCUAUCAAAACUUUUACGACAACCGCCAGCGGAAUACUCCCGUCGCCGUUCAUCGCAAGGGUCUGUUUUGGGUCCGCGAGCUGGAGACCAGUACCCGCUUGCUGCUUCCGGUGGGCACUCGCACAGUAUUUCCGGUUCCGUCGGCUGACAAUAGGGUAUCGCUCUACGACGACUGUCUGCACGCUCUGCAGACACUGAACCGCUUCACGCCCGUCUACGAGAAUGGUGCCAUGCAUCGACUGCUGCCAGAGCCGUACAUCAGUUCCCACAUCAACAACGGACCCAUCGCCCGCUGCACAAACUCCACCUGCUCCAGAUGUCUGUACACCUCGUACUACUUCAUGGUCGUGAAAAGGCGUGGCAGUACGUCCAAGCAGCUCUUCACCUGCAACUUCUGCACCAACCGAUGCGGAGUCCUCUGGUUGAACAGCAAUGACAAGAAGUACUACCAGUUGGCCUGGCGAGUGUCGGAUGAUGACGACGACGAUGAGGCGGAGCAGAUGGCCGGUGGCAAAUAGAGCUGCAGUAAUUGAGCUGAACACGCUGUAUAUAAUUAUUUAGUUACAUUUAAUUAUCAUUAAUUAGUUUUGUACAUGUCAUGUAAAUGUAAUCGAACUACUGACAGCCAGCGCCAUUUGUCCAAAGAGAAAUCGAGUUC